UUCACAUCACACUUCAACUGAAAAUCAGUUAGCUUCUUUUCUGCUCCACAAACUGGAUCGAUGGCAUCCAAGUCACCACCACCGUCGCCGUCUUUGCUCCGCCGCAUCGUCGAUCUCGACACCGCCAUCUCCCUCCGUCUCUACACCCUAACUCACCCAAUCCUCCCUUAUUACUUUCUCAAAACCCUAGAAAUCUCCGGCGAUGGUUUCCUCUUCUUCCCUUUAAUCCUCUCACUACUCCUCUACCCUCUCACCUUCUCCACCACCACCGAAACUACUAACAACAUUUUCCUAAUCAACCUCCUCCUCGGCGGAAUAGUCGACCUAAUCGUAAUCGGAUCCCUCAAACACCUUAUUCGGAGGCCCCGACCCGUUUACAACAAAAACAUGUUCCUCUCUUUUUCCGUCGACCAUUGGUCCUUCCCUAGCGGACAUUCAUCUAGGGUUUCAUUUAUAGCCACUCUCUUUUACCUUUACUCCGAUUUCGUUAAGGAUAUAUUGAUUCAGCUUAAAUAUGAUCUAUUGGUGGAUUAUUUAAUGCUUAUUGUGAUCGGAUGGGCGGCAACGACGUCGUUGUCUAGGAUACUUCUUGGCCGUCAUUUCAUGUUCGAUGUUGUUGCUGGUGUAUUUUUGGGUGUUCUUGAAGGGAUGUUUGUGUUUUGGAUUUUCAAUUAUGUGACUUUGACCUAAUUCUUGAGAUGAUAAAGUUCUUUGCCGUAGCAAGCACCUGUGGUUCUCUCUGGCCAGUAAUGCAUGGAAGUGAAGAACAACAAAUCUCUGGGAGUCUCCUUCUUCCUUUCACCCAAUGCAAAAGAUACAUAUCAACAUUCACUCAAGACUUCUUUAAUUUAUCGAAUCUGUCUUUUUUUCCUUUGACAACAGCUGUGUACGAGUCAGCUUGCACGUACCUCGACUAUUCUACCGAGUAUUUAUUACUUCCCACCAUCACAGGUACAAGGUAACUCUGCCCACCAGCAAAUUGUUUUUUGA
This is a messenger RNA of Nicotiana attenuata, 990 nucleotides long. RefSeq names its product probable lipid phosphate phosphatase beta. The record is from RefSeq and is a predicted model, not a curated record. Bases 61 to 690 code for a protein of 209 amino acids. Lineage: Eukaryota; Viridiplantae; Streptophyta; Magnoliopsida; Solanales; Solanaceae. The transcript has 2 exons. Gene Ontology annotation, molecular function: sphingosine-1-phosphate phosphatase activity.